Triticum turgidum subsp. durum (durum wheat) is the source of this 276-nucleotide messenger RNA. The record is from the annotation of a GenBank genome assembly. Lineage: Eukaryota; Viridiplantae; Streptophyta; Magnoliopsida; Poales; Poaceae.
AUGAAAAAAAAAGCAUCCGAAGGCCUGUUUGUGUUUGAUGAAAAAGUUAGUCGUGAACGCAUGGUCAAGUAUUGCGUCCAUGCUGAGAUCCCCUUUCUUAAGUUUGAAGAUCCCCACCUUCAGCCAUGGAUUGGCUCAAUGCAGCCAACAUUUCAAAUCAAGGGUCGUCACACAAUUCGUGAUGAUGCAGAGAAGAUGUAUAAGGGAAUGAAGAAAGAUAUCGAAGUAGAGCUACAAAAUUCGGAUUCUCGCAUUUGCUUAACAUCUGACAUGUGA